Molecule: messenger RNA, 1738 nt
Organism: Zingiber officinale
Lineage: Eukaryota; Viridiplantae; Streptophyta; Magnoliopsida; Zingiberales; Zingiberaceae
Product: BES1/BZR1 homolog protein 4-like
Exons: 2
Coding region: 205-1224 (339 amino acids)
Biological process (GO): DNA-templated transcription; brassinosteroid mediated signaling pathway
Molecular function (GO): DNA-binding transcription factor activity
Source: RefSeq, a predicted model, not a curated record
UCAACUGGCUUCACACUCGCUUACCUCACCUCUCUCUCUCUCAGAUCCCUUCGCUUUACCCUUUCUCUCGGCGCCCAUGCCGCCUCCUUCGCCGUGAGCCCUUCUGCCCUUGAGCUAGGGUUCGACUAGAUCGGAGGAUCAAUAGCAUUCUGAGCUGAUCGGAGGCGGAUCGGUUGAACUCCGGGCGCGCAGGGGAGAGAAGCGAUGACUUCCGGGACGAGGAUGCCAACGUGGAGGGAGAGGGAGAACAACCGGCGGCGGGAGCGGCGGAGGCGUGCGAUCGCGGCCAAGAUCUACACCGGCCUGCGUAUGCACGGGAACUACAAGCUCCCCAAGCACUGCGACAACAACGAGGUCCUCAAGGCCCUGUGCGACGAGGCCGGGUGGGCCGUCGAGCCCGACGGCACCACCUAUCGCAAGGGGUGUAAACCUCCAGUAGACCGCAUGGAUAUGGCAGGCGGCUCGACUUCAGCAAGUCCAUACUCUUCGAACCAGCCAAGUCCAUGUGCGUCGUAUAACCCCAGUCCUGCUUCUUCGUCGUUUGCAAGUCCUGCUUCUUCAUCCUAUGUUGCCAAUACUAACAAUUUGACCAUUGGUGCCUCUGCUAACUCCCUCAUCCCUUGGCUUAAGAAUCUCUCUUCAAGUUCCUCUGGUGCUUCCUCAUCCAGGUUCAUACACCAACACCCUUUUUUCAUCCAUGGUGGUUCCAUGAGUGCGCCUGUUACCCCUCCCUUGAGUUCCCCAACUGCUCACACACCUUGUAUUAAAACUGGGUGGGAUGAUCCGAAUGCACAACCGCCUUGGGUGAAUACAAGCUACACUUUCCUCCCAAAUUCCACACCGCCAAGUCCUGGACGACAGAUCAUUCCAGACCCAGCUUGGAUUGCAGGACUACAGAUUGAGUCAGGAUCUCCUUCAUCCCCCACAUUCAGCCUUGUUUCCUCAAACCCGUUUGGUUUCUCAGGUGGAGGUUCUUCGAGAAUGUUGACUCCAGGGCAGAGUGGUACAAGCUCACCUGUCAUGCUUGGCAUGCCGCACAAUACUGAUAUUCACAUGUCCCAUAACAUUUCGGAUGAGUUUGCUUUCGGAAGCAAUAUCAAUGGCAGUAACCUACAAGGUCAACUUGUGAAGCCCUGGAAGGGAGAGAGGAUCCAUGAGGAAUCUGGAUCAGAUGAUUUGGAGCUCACUCUUGGGAGCUCAAGGACAAGGGGGGGAGACUCCUAAUUGAUUCAAAGAUAGCAGCAUAUUCUGAAAGCCCCUUUGUUUCGAUGUUCCUGAGUUCUUUUUCCUUCAAAGAGAAAUAUAGAGAAAGCUUAUGGACAUCCAAUUGUUUCAUGCAAUCAGCUUCCAUCCUCUUCGAAUUCUGUGAGAAAGUCUGUUAGGUUUGAGGCAUUUAACUUCACUGUGCACUUCGUGCCAAAAUGUGCAUCAGAAGGAAGAAUAAUUGCCAUCUACAGUGGGCUUCUUUGACCAUUGCUUUAUAGUUUGAAGGUUAAAGUUACAUUACAUCGUUUUAGUUCAUUGUACUAUUCUUGCUGUUGUACGCAUUUAUGUAAGCCUGCCUGAAAACCUCGGAUGGGUUAUUGAUUUACCCUUUUUCUGUAGCACCGUAAAACUGGUAGAUGCUGCGAUAUGUUAUUUGUGAUUCUGUUACAUUUGCAUUUUUCUCCCAUUUGAGACCCAUGUCAUGUAAGAACAGAAAUAGUGCCUAAUUCGGUCACUUUGAUAUUAUCACUAA